Platichthys flesus (European flounder) is the source of this 1790-nucleotide messenger RNA. RefSeq names its product prothymosin alpha b (gene ptmab). The transcript has 5 exons. Gene Ontology annotation, cellular component: nucleus. Bases 829 to 1161 code for a protein of 110 amino acids. Gene Ontology annotation, molecular function: histone binding. NCBI's taxonomy places the organism in Eukaryota, Metazoa, Chordata, Actinopteri, Pleuronectiformes, Pleuronectidae. The record is from RefSeq and is a predicted model, not a curated record. Gene Ontology annotation, biological process: negative regulation of apoptotic process; positive regulation of transcription by RNA polymerase II.
CGGAGCGCUGUCCGCCGCUUUGUCCCCGCUCAUGUCCCGGUUCAUGUCCCGCUUGUAAAAGACAUGUGUUCUAACCCCGGUAAGGAACAUACGUGUGUGUCACAACGCGUCACUCCAUGAGCACCUCCACCGUCUCAUCGCAUGUCAGUGGCGUCGCACAGCUUCUUCUCCGCGGGCUCGAGCACUGGACCAGCGGGCUGCACCGUCACACGCAGCACCGGGGGUUCGAGCUCCGGCUCAUGAGUUUUUACGUGAAAAGUGAAGUGCGUACAUCGAGGGGAAGGAGUGAGAUUCAAACAUGGACGCCUGGAGGUGGAGGAGGAGGAGGAGGGCAGACAUGGCGGCGAUGAUCCGAGUCUCAGCCGCUGGAGACAUUUUAGCUGACUCCUCUGCUCGGGGGGCGGGGCUCCUCCACCGCACGUCAAUCAAUCAAAGUGACAGUUCGUCAAACCGCGCGCGGCUCGGUGCGAACUCGACUCUCUCGGUUCCCCGCGGCUGGUGGGAGCGGGGAGGAGCGGGGGGCACCGGCCCGGCCCCGCUGGUCUGACCGGGGACCAGAUCUUUGUUUCUGUAGGAAAGGAUGAGGAGCAGCGGCGAGGAGGAGGAGGAGGGGGCGUGGCUCCGGCUGUGGAAACCGUCCAUUGUUCCACUCCGACGCGCCAAAGACUACACCUCUGUGGAGCCCGCAGCCAAUCAGCGGCCGCCCACCUCCUCGACGCCCCGCCCCGCAGCCUAUAUUAAGGUGUCGGCCCGGAGCAGCGCGAGCCAGUGGCACAAUAAGCAGGAGCGCGCAGAGCGAGAACCUCCUCAUCAGAACAUCACGGAACAAUGGCCGACACCAAACUCGACUCCGGCUCCGACCUCUCUGUCAAGGACCUGAAGGAGAAGAAGCUGGUGGAGGAGAAGGAGAAUGGCAAAGAUGCUGCCACCAACGGGAAGGAGAAGGAGGAGAAUGGUGAACCUGAGCUAGAUGAUGAAGAGGAUGAGGAGGUGGACGAGGAAGACGAGGAAGAUGAUGUAGAAGGUGACGAGGAAGACGAGGAGGACGAUGAAGACGAGGCUGAGGGCGGCACAAAGCGGGCAGCAGAGGACGACGAUGAUGAAGAUGAUGAUGAGGAUGACGUCGAGACCAAGAAGCAGAAAACAGACGAUGACGACUGAUGCGUUUCCGACUUCCUGCUGAACACCUCCCAGGUUCUUGACCUCUGGCUGUUUAGAGGUCACAGGUCGAGGGGCUGGACGACGCAUUUAAAGGAAAAUAAUAAUAAAAAAUUCCAACAUGGUCAUUAGCAAGUAGAGUUCAACAAGCACCCACCACGUCCCAGUCGAGCCUCCCAUCAAAGCUGCACAUUUUCUAGAAGAACCACAUCGACGCAGAAAUCAGGCUUAACAACAACAACAACAUGAAAGAAGAAUUUGUUUGUAUUUUUAUUUACAUUUUAUAUUUUUGUACAUAUUGUUAGGAAGGGGGGUCAGUUUCUCUCUCGGCAGCGACCUCGUCAGACCAAAUCGGUGCUUCUUAAACGAUAAGAUUUUACUUGGUUACGAAACCUCGACCGAUUUGUAAGAAGCUAAACACGUGACAGAAACCUCUUAAGCCGUUGAACUCAGAGCAUUCCAGUAAAUUUAAUGUAUGUACUUUAGCUGUACCAUAACUAGUUUGUAUGGGGGGGGUAAGGCCAAAGAGAAGAGCCUCUUUUCUUUUCCUUUUGUUUUAUGACGGCCUGUUUUGAUGUAUGUGUGAAGUUUGUUGUUUGACAAUAAACCGGACUUUUAUUUUGUGAGUUGUA